Molecule: messenger RNA, 9345 nt
Organism: Harpia harpyja (harpy eagle)
Lineage: Eukaryota; Metazoa; Chordata; Aves; Accipitriformes; Accipitridae
Product: tenascin-X-like
Molecular function (GO): protein binding
Source: RefSeq, a predicted model, not a curated record
AUGGAAGAGAAAGGAGAUGGCACAGUGGGUGUCCGCUACCUGUCGCCCAGCCAGGAUGCCAGCGCCGAUGAGUUAUUCCACAGACAGUCAGCAGAAAUGUCUGGAUCGGUCGCCCUUGUCCUUACCAGAGACUUCAACGUCCCAGGCGUGGCCGUCGUCCCCCAGGAGCCGGUGCUCUUCUCCCACUCCCUCCGGGGGGAGUGGAGCCGGGCGCAGCUGGUGGUGGCAGCCCACCAGGCGGGUGCCCACACCUUCAUCACCCGCCUGCCCCUGGGCUAUGACACAGGUGGAGCAGGAGAUCUUUGGAGCCGCAAGGGCCGGGUGAGCGGAGCUGCUGGUGUCCCAUCAGUGUCCUCUGUGUCUCCUGUGUGGUCCCCCAUGGGUGUCCCUGUGUCCCCUGUGUCCCCCAUGAUGUCCGUGUGUCCCAUGGGUGUCCCCGUCAGUGUCCUCUGUUGUCCCCUGGGUCUCCCCCCGUCCCCCUGCGUCCCCUAUGAUAUCCCUGUGUCCCCCACGGGUGUCCCUGUGUCCCCCACGGGUGUCCUCGUGUCCCCACGGGUGUCCCCAAGGUGCCAUCCGUCCCCUCCCCGCAGGACCAUGACCCCGGGGCUGCCCCUGCUGCUGCUGGCCCUGGCGCUGCGGGGGGGGACGGGGACCCCGGGUCCCCCCCGGGUCCCCCCUGUGGGGCGGGCGGCGCUGGUGGCCAUCUUGGGGCGCCUGCGGGAGCGAGGACAAGUGCGGGCGCUGCAGGGACAGUGCGGGGACAGCCAGGGACCCCAGGCUGGCACUGCCCUCGGCUGCAGUGACCAAGGACGCUGUCGGGGGGGUCGCUGCCGCUGCUUCCCCGGCUUCACCGGCCCCCACUGUGCCACCCCCGCCUGUCCCCCCGGUCGCGGCGGGCCCCCGCUGCGCCCUCGGUGCCUCAGAAAUGUCCCUGCGGUGGCACUCACUGAUGGGACCCUGUCCCCGCAGAGAUCCCUUCGGUUGACACCACGCUUGGCCACCCGCAACCAGACGUCCUUCCGUGUGACCUGGCCACGUCCCCUCGUGCCGGUGGACGGCUACCAGGUGGCCCUCAUCCCUCUGGAUGAGCCGGCGGCGAUGACCACCCAUGAGCUGCCCGGCUCUGCUGUCACCUUCGAGGUGACAGGGCUGGCACCCGGCCAUGCCUUCGAGCUCUUCAUCCAGGCCCAACGGCAGAAGCACCUCGGGGCGCCCAGCACCCUGCGCAUCCGCACCCUGCUUGCCCAGACUCUGCCCACCCAUGGGGGGUCCCCAGGGUCCCUUCAGGGUUCCCUGGGGUCCCCGGCGUCACCAGUGGCCCCAGCAUCACCAUCAGCCAGAGGGUCUCCGGCAUCCCCAAGGUUUCCAGCGUCCCCAGUAUCUCGAGGGUACCCGGGGUCCCCAGCAUCGCUGAGGGCCCCAGUGUCACCAGGGUCCCCAGCAUCACCAGCAUCCCCAGAAUCCCCGGGUUCGCCAGUGUCCCCAAGAUCCCCAGAGGCACCAGCAUCCCCAAUGUCCCCAAGAUCACCUGCAUCUCCACGGUCCCCAGCAUCACCACAGUCCCCUGUGUCACCUCCAUCUCCAUGGUCCCCGGUGUCCCCAGCAUCCCCACUGUCCCCAGUGCUCCCGGGUGGCCCAUCCCUGCAUGACCUCGGGGCCAAGCUGUCCACCUACAAUGGCUCCUUGCUGCAGCGCCUGGAGAGCCACCUCCGGGCUACAAAAUUCCCCCUCCGGGGCAACCAAACAGUGCCAGCGGUGGCCCGUGCCAUCCUCUCUUACCUUCUACGCCGCAGCCCGGCCCCGUUGCGUCACCAGCUCCUUCGCCAGAUCCCCCAUCCCAAGCCCCAGUUGAUGCCAGGGGCCGCCGGCGAGGCUCUGGUGGACCUGGAUGGGCUGCGGGGCCACGCAGAGACCGUGGUGAUCCGUUACCGGCUCCUGGAAGAGCCGGAGGGGGCCGAGGGGGAGCUGCAGGUGCCAGGGGACACAGCGGUGGCCCGGGUGCCAGGGCUGGUGCCAGGGGCCAGGUACCGGGUGGAGGUGCACGGCGUGGUGCGGGGGCACGUCUCCAAGUCCUACACAUUCCUGGUGACGGCAGGGGUCGAUGGCACCGAUGAGCCCCCCCUGGACUGGGAGCACAUGUAUGAGGUGGAGUUGACUGAACCCCAAGGUGUCGUAGCCAAAGCAGUGCCGGCCCCACCGUUGGAGGAACCACCACCCCGGCCUCGCCUGGGAGAGCUCACGGUCUCCCACGUCACCCCUAGCUCCGUCCAGCUGGAGUGGAGCGUCCUCGAGGGCACCUUUGACUCCUUCACGGUGCAGUACAGGGAUGUGCAAGGCCAACCUCAGGCACUUGCAGUUGAUGGUGGUUCCCGCAUGGUGACGGUGCCUGGGCUGUCACCGUCGCGCCGCUACAAGUUCAACCUGUACGGGGUGUGGGGUCGGAAACGGAUUGGUCUUAUCUCCACCGAAGCCGUCACAGCCCCGGCCCCACCAAAGAAGGAACCACCAUCCCCACCUCGCCUGGGUGAGCUCACGGCCUCCCACGUCACCCCCGAGUCCAUCCAGCUGGAGUGGAGCGUCCCCGAGGGCACCUUUGACUCCUUCACGGUGCAGUACAAGGAUGCACAAGGCCAGCCCCAGGUGCUGCCCGUGGAUGGAGGUUCCCACACGGUGACGGUGCCUGGGCUGUCACCGUCGCGCCGCUACAAGUUCAACCUGUACGGGGUGUGGGGUCGGAAACGUCUGGGCCCCGUCUCCACUGAUGCUGUCACAGCUCCGGCAGAGUCGGAGGAGGAACCACCAUCCCAGCCCAUCCUGGGUGAUCUCACGGCCUCUCAUGUCACCCCCGAGUCUGUCCAGCUGGAGUGGAGCGUCCCCGAGGGCACCUUUGACUCCUUCAUGGUGCAGUACAAGGAUGCACAAGGCCAGCCCCAGGUGCUGCCCGUGGACGGUGGUUCCCGCACGGUGACGGUGCCUGGGCUGUCACCGUCGCGCCGCUACAAGUUCAACCUGUACGGGGUGUGGGGUCGGAAACGUCUGGGCCCCGUCUCCACCGACACCGUCACAGCUGCAGCUGAGCUGAAGGAGGAACCACCAUCCCAGCCCAUCCUGGGCGAGCUCACGGCCUCCCACGUCAGCCCCGAUUCCGUCCAGCUGGAGUGGAGCGUCCCCGAGGGCACCUUUGACUCCUUCACGGUGCAGUACAAGGAUGCACAAGGCCAGCCCCAGGUGCUGCCUGUGGAUGGUGGUUCCCGCACGGUGACGGUGCCUGGGCUGUCACCGUCGCGCCGCUACAAGUUCAACCUGUACGGGGUGUGGGGUCGGAAACGUCUGGGCCCCGUCUCCACUGACACCGUCACAGCUGCAGCCAAGCCAGAGGAGGAACCACCAUCCCAGCCCAUCCUGGUAGAGCUCACGGCCUCCCAUGUCACACCUGAUUCCGUCCAGCUGGAGUGGAGCGUCCCCGAGGGCACCUUUGACUCCUUCACGGUGCAGUACAAGGAUGCACAAGGCCAGCCCCAGGUGCUGCCCGUGGACGGUGGUUCCCGCACGGUGACGGUGCCUGGGCUGUCACCGUCGCGCCGCUACAAGUUCAACCUGUACGGGGUGUGGGGUCGGAAACGUCUGGGCCCCGUCUCCACCGACGCUGUCACAGCUGCAGCCGAGCCAGAGGAACCACCAUCCCAGCCCAUCCUGGGCGAGCUCACAGCCUCCCAUGUAAUGCCUGAUUCCGUCCAGCUGGAGUGGAGUGUCCCCGAGGGCACCUUUGACUCCUUCACGGUGCAGUACAAGGAUGCACAAGGCCAGCCCCAGGUGCUGCCUGUGGAUGGUGGUUCCCGCACGGUGACAGUGCCUGGGCUGUCACCGUCACGUCGCUACAAGUUCAACCUGUACGGGGUGUGGGGUCGGAAACGUCUGGGCCCAGUCUCCACUGACACCGUCACAGCUGCAGCUGAGCCGGAGGAGGAACCACCAUCCCAGCCCAUCCUGGGCGAGCUCACGGCCUCCCAUGUCACACCUGAUUCUGUCCAGUUGGAGUGGAGCGUCCCCGAGGGCACCUUUGACUCCUUCACGGUGCAGUACAAGGAUGCACAAGGCCAGCCCCAGGUGCUGCCCGUGGACGGUGGUUCCCGCACGGUGACGGUGCCUGGGCUGUCACCAUCGCGCCGCUACAAGUUCAACCUGUACGGGGUGUGGGGUCGGAAACGUCUGGGCCCCAUCUCCACUGACGCUGUCACAGCUGCAGCCAAAUCAGAGGAGGAACCACCAUCCCAGCCCAUCCUGGGCGAGCUCACGGCGUCCCACGUCAGCCCCGACUCCGUCCAGCUGGAGUGGAGCGUCCCCGAGGGCACCUUUGACUCCUUCAUGGUGCAGUACAAGGAUGCACAAGGCCAGCCCCAGGUGCUGCCCGUGGACGGUGGUUCCCGCACGGUGACGGUGCCUGGGCUGUCACCGUCGCGCCGCUACAAGUUCAACCUGUAUGGGGUAUGGGGUCGGAAACGUCUGGGCCCCGUCUCCACCGACACCGUCACAGCUCCGGCAGAGUCGGAGGAGGAACCACCAUCCCAGCCCAUCCUGGGCGAGUUGAUGGCCUCCCAUGUCACACCUGACUCCAUCCAGCUGGAGUGGAGCGUCCCCGAGGGCACCUUUGACUCCUUCACGGUGCAGUACAAGGAUGCACAAGGCCAGCCCCAGGUGCUGCCUGUGGACGGCGGUUCCCGCAUGGUGACGGUGCCUGGGCUGUCACCGUCGCAUCGCUACAAGUUCAACCUGUACGGGGUGUGGGGUCGGAAACGUCUGGGCCCCGUCUCCACUGAUGCUGUCACAGCUGCAGCUGAGCCAGAGGAGGAACCACCAUCCCCACCUCGCCUGGGCGAACUCACGGCCUCCCACGUCACCCCCGAGUCUGUCCAGCUGGAGUGGAGCGUCCCCGAGGGCACCUUUGACUCCUUCACGGUGCAGUACAAGGAUGCACAAGGCCAGCCCCAGGUGCUGCCCGUGGACGGUGGUUCCCGCACGGUGACGGUGCCUGGGCUGUCACCGUCGCGCCGCUACAAGUUCAACCUGUACGGGGUGUGGGGUCGGAAACGUCUGGGCCCCGUCUCCACUGACGCUGUCACAGCUGCAGCCGAGCCGGAGGAGGAACCACCACAACCACCUCAACUAGGCGAGCUCACGGCCUCCCACGUCACCCCUGACUCUGUCCAGCUGGAGUGGAGCGUCCCCGAGGGCACCUUUGACUCCUUCACGGUGCAGUACAAGGAUGCACAAGGCCAGCCCCAGGUGCUGCCCGUGGACGGUGGUUCCCGCACGGUGACGGUGCCUGGGCUGUCACCGUCGCGCCGCUACAAGUUCAACCUGUACGGGGUGUGGGGUCGGAAACGUCUGGGCCCCGUCUCCACCGACACCGUCACAGCUGCAGCUGAGCCAGAGGAGGAACCACCAUCCCAGCCCAUCCUGGGCGAGCUCACGGCCUCCCAUGUCACACCUGAUUCUGUCCAGUUGGAGUGGAGCGUCCCCGAGGGCACCUUUGACUCCUUCACGGUGCAGUACAAGGAUGCACAAGGCCAGCCCCAGGUGCUGCCCGUGGAUGGAGGUUCCCACACGGUGACGGUGCCUGGGCUGUCACCGUCGCGCCGCUACAAGUUCAACCUGUAUGGGGUGUGGGGUCGGAAACGUCUGGGCCCCGUCUCCACCGACACCGUCACAGCUCCGGCAGAGUCGGAGGAGGAACCACCAUCCCAGCCCAUCCUGGGCAAGUUGACGGCCUCCCAUGUCACACCUGACUCCAUCCAGCUGGAGUGGAGCGUCCCCGAGGGCACCUUUGACUCCUUCACGGUGCAGUACAAGGAUGCACAAGGCCAGCCCCAGGUGCUGCCCGUGGACGGAGGUUCCCGCACGGUGACGGUGCCUGGGCUGUCACCGUCACGCCGCUACAAGUUCAACCUGUACGGGGUGUGGGGUCGGAAACGUCUGGGCCCCGUCUCCACCGACACCGUCACAGCUGCAGCCAAGCCGGAGGAGGAACCACCGUUGCAGCCGAUCCUGGGCGAGCUCACGGCUUCCCAUGUCACCCCUGACUCUGUCCAGCUGGCGUGGAGUGUCCCCGAGGGCACCUUUGACUCCUUCACGGUGCAGUACAAGGAUGCACAAGGCCAGCCCCAGGUGCUGCCCGUGGACGGAGGUUCCCGCACGGUGACGGUGCCUGGGCUGUCACCGUCGCACCGCUACAAGUUCAACCUGUACGGGGUGUGGGGUCGGAAACGUCUGGGCCCCGUCUCCACUGAUACCGUCACAGCUGCAGCUGAACCAGAGGAGGAACCACCAUCCCAGCCAAUCCUGGGCGAGCUCACAGCCUCCCACGUCACCCCCGAUUCCGUCCAGCUGGAGUGGAGCGUCCCCGAGGGCACCUUUGACUCCUUCGUGGUGCAGUACAAGGAUGCACAAGGCCAGCCCCAGGUGCUGCCCGUGGACGGUGGUUCCCGCACGGUGACGGUGCCUGGGCUGUCACCAUCGCGCCGCUACAAGUUCAACCUGUACGGGGUGUGGGGUCGGAAACAUCUGGGCCCCGUCUCCACUGAUGCUGUCACAGCUGAACCAGACGAGGAACCACCGUCCCAGCCCAUCCUGGGCGAGCUCACGGCCUCCCAUGUCACACCUGAUUCUGUCGAAUUGGAGUGGAGCGUCCCCGAGGGCACCUUUGACUCCUUCACGGUGCAGUACAAGGAUGCACAAGGCCAGCCCCAGGUGCUGCCCGUGGACGGUGGUUCCCGCACGGUGACGGUGCCUGGGCUGUCACCGUCGCGCCGCUACAAGUUCAACCUGUACGGGGUGUGGGGUCGGAAACGUCUGGGCCCCGUCUCCACUGAUACCGUCACAGCAGAGCCGAAGGAGGAACCACCAUCCCAGCCCAUCCUGGGCGAGUUGACGGCCUCCCACGUCACCCCCGAUUCCGUCCAGCUGGAGUGGAGCGUCCCCGAGGGCACCUUUGACUCCUUCGUGGUGCAGUACAAGGAUGCACAAGGCCAGCCCCAGGUGCUGCCCGUGGACGGUGGUUCCCGCACGGUGACGGUGCCUGGGCUGUCACCGUCGCGCCGCUACAAGUUCAACCUGUACGGGGUGUGGGGUCGGAAACGUCUGGGCCCCGUCUCCACCGACACCGUCACAGCUGCAGCCGAGCCAGAGGAGGAACCACCAUCGAAGCCCAUCCUGGGUGAGCUCACGGCCUCCCAUGUCAGCCCCGACUCUGUCCAGCUGGAGUGGAGCGUCCCCGAGGGCACCUUUGACUCCUUCACGGUGCAGUACAAGGAUGCACAAGGCCAGCCCCAGGUGCUGCCCGUGGACGGUGGUUCCCGCACGGUGACGGUGCCUGGGCUGUCACCGUCGCGCCGCUACAAGUUCAACCUGUACGGGGUGUGGGGUCGGAAACGUCUGGGCCCCGUCUCCCUUGACACCAUCACAGCUGCAGCAGAGCCAGAGGAGGAACCACCAUCCCAGCCCAUCCUGGGCGAGUUGACGGCCUCCCACGUCACCCCCGAGUCUGUCCAGCUGGAGUGGAGCGUCCCCGAGGGCACCUUUGACUCCUUCACGGUGCAGUACAAGGAUGCACAAGGCCAGCCCCAGGUGCUGCCUGUGGACGGUGGUUCCCGCACGGUGACGGUGCCUGGGCUGUCACCGUCGCGCCGCUACAAGUUCAACCUGUACGGGGUGUGGGGUCGGAAACGUCUGGGCCCCGUCUCCACUGACGCUGUCACAGCUGCAGCAGAGCCGGAGCAGGAACCACCAUCCCAGCCGAUCCUGGGCGAGCUCACGGCCUCCCACGUCACCCCCGAGUCCAUCCAGCUGGAGUGGAGUGUCCCCGAGGGCACCUUUGACUCCUUCACGGUGCAGUACAAGGAUGCACAAGGCCAGCCCCAGGUGCUGCCCGUGGACGGUGGUUCCCGCACGGUGACGGUGCCUGGGCUGUCACCGUCGCGCCGCUACAAGUUCAACCUGUACGGGGUGUGGGGUCGGAAACGUCUGGGCCCCGUCUCCACCGACACCGUCACAGCUGCAGCUGAGCCGAAGGAGGAACCACCAUCCCAGCCCAUCCUGGGCGAGCUCACGGCUUCUCAUGUCACCCCCGACUCCAUCCAGCUGGAGUGGAGCGUCCCCGAGGGCACCUUUGACUCCUUCACGGUGCAGUACAAGGAUGCACAAGGCCAGCCCCAGGUGCUGCCCGUGGACGGUGGUUCCCGCACGGUGACGGUGCCUGGGCUGUCACCGUCGCACCGCUACAAGUUCAACCUGUACGGGGUGUGGGGUCGGAAACGUCUGGGCCCCGUCUCCACUGAUGCUGUCACAGGUGCCCCAGGGACCCUCUGGGUGGGGACUGUAUGGCCCCGCAGUGCCAGGCUGCACUGGGCACCCCCCCACACCCCCCUCGAUGGCUACGACCUUGUCUACGGCCCCCCCGGAGGACCCCAGAAGAUGCUGCGGCUGCCCCCCGAGGCAUCGUCCCAUCAGCUGUGGGGCCUGGAGCCAGCAGGGCGCUAUGGGGUGCAGCUGUGGGGCAGGGGGGGGGACACCCCCCCCACCCCCCUGGAGACCAACUUUGACACCCGUGAGCCAGAGGCCUGGGUCCCUGGGUGGGGAGCACCCACCCCCCUCCUCCCCCCAGCUCCCCUCCCCCACCCGCACCCCCGGGACUGUGCCGAGGAGCAGCUGAAUGGGCCGGGCCCUUCGCGCGAGACCCUCAUCUUCCUCGGGGGAGACCCCGGGAGACCUCUGCGUGUCUUCUGCGACAUGGAGACCGACGGCGGCGGAUGGCUGGUGUUCCAGCGCCGCCAGGAUGGGGGCACCGAUUUCUGGCGGGGGUGGGACGCCUACGCCCACGGCUUUGGCAACGUCACCGGGGAGUUCUGGCUGGGGAACGAGGCGCUGCACGCGCUGACGGCGGGGACCCCCACGGAGCUGCGGGUGGAUCUCCGCACCCCACGGGACGCCGCCUUCGCCCACUACCGCGACUUCGCCGUCGCCGGCCCCGAGGACCAUUACCGCCUCCGCCUCGGCGCCUACAGCGGCACUGCUGGGGACGCGCUCUCCUACCACGCCGGCAGCCCCUUCUCCACGCGGGACCGGGACCCCCGGGGCCGCCCCCGUCCCUGCGCCGUCGCCUACACGGGGGCCUGGUGGUACCACAACUGCCACUACGCCAACCUCAACGGGCGCUACGGGACCCCCCACGACCACCAGGGCAUCAACUGGUUUCCCUGGAAAGGCUUCGAGUUCUCCGUCCCCUUCACCGAGAUGAAGCUGCGGCCGCAGCGCGACUGAGGGGACCCAGGCGUCCGGGGGGGUCCCAGG